Molecule: messenger RNA, 592 nt
Organism: Anolis sagrei ordinatus
Lineage: Eukaryota; Metazoa; Chordata; Lepidosauria; Squamata; Anolidae
Gene: LYRM9
Product: LYR motif containing 9
Source: RefSeq, a predicted model, not a curated record
UAUUUUGCCUCUACGGAAGCCUGUAGGCGCCUCCACCCGGCCAGCCUCGGAAGCCUUUGUCUGCGCAUGCGUCCCAGGGAAGUGGCUUGCUUGAGCGAAAUAUGGCUCCCCUCCCUGGGGCCGAAUUGGUGAGGACCCCGCUACAGUUGUAUCGCUAUUUGCUCCGUUGCUGCCGAGAGCUGCCGGAAAAACCCAUCCAGGAGCACUACAAACAUAUGAUACGGCAGAGUUUCAACGUCCACGAGGACGAAGACAAUCCCGAGAGGAUCCAGCAGAUCAUUCGACGGGCCAUGGAAGACGCCGAUUGGGUCAUGGAGAAAUAUAAGAAGCAGAAGUAAGACGAGGAACUUGGGAAGGAAGGCCGGUGGAUUGUGGAGUGAUUGCAAAGACCAGUUAUGGGUUCCAGAUCGGGUUCCAGGUCGGAGCAUUGGACUCCAUUAGCAAGAAAGACACUGUAUUUCCCAUCUUUCACAUCUUUUCAAAUCUCUUCAUAGAAACACAUGAGGAAUGCCGUGCUCAGUGGCUCAAGUCCACGAAAACUGGGGCACCCUUGGAUCCGAAAUCAAUAAUAAAGAUGCGGAAGUCCCCAUUC